UUCAAACUGAGCCUCAGCAUCAGGACCAGAGCACUAGAAGAGCAUCAGAAAAAAAUUCUCAGAGCGUUACCGGGCAAGAGCGAGUAUAAUCCAAACGUUUAACUGGACCACCAGUCACUUUUCAUAGCCACCCUUCAUGGAAAUUAAAUAGGGAAAUAAUUUUAAAUCACGUCACUGAAGAAAAGAUCAGCCGAGAUGGCUGAGAUCACGAACAUAAAACCCAGCUUCGAUGUGUCCCCUAUUGUUGCUGGAUUUAUCGGCGCCACUGUUCUUGUGGUUUCUGUAUCAGCAGCAGUCUUCAUCUGGACAUGCUGUCACCAGCGAGCAGACAAAAAACACAAAAACCCUCCAUAUAAGUUCAUCCAUAUGUUGAAAGGGAUCAGCAUCUACCCGGAGACUCUCAGCAAUAAAAAGAAAAUCACACGAAUCAGGAGGGACAAGAACUGCAGCAUUAAGGACAAAUUACGAGGCAACUUGCUCAUAGAUGCUGCUGAAGCUGGCAUAUUAGGAGGCGAAAAGACACCAAGUGAUGUGCUGUCUACACCCAGCACAAACCAGAUGGUCAUGAACUGUGGGGAUGGACUAAGUUCAGAACACAGCCUCACUUCCAGAGAUAGCAAAACACCCACCCCAUCUUCUCCAGAAGACAAUGUCAAACUGGGCAUGCUUUCUUUUUCUGUGGAUUAUAACUUUCCAAAAAAGGCACUUGUAGUGACCAUUCAGGAGGCCAGUGGCCUGCCUGUGAUGGAUGAACACACGCACAGCUCUGAUCCUUAUAUUAAAAUGACCAUCCUACCUGAUAAGAAGCAUAGGGUUAAGACCCGUGUGCUGCGUAAGACCCUGGACCCUGUGUUUGAUGAGACCUUCACUUUUUAUGGGAUCCCUUACAGCCAACUGCAAGACCUUGUACUGCAUUUCCUGAUCUUAAGCUUUGACCGCUUCUCCAGGGAUGACGUCAUAGGAGAAGUCAUGGUACCAUUGGCAGGGGUUGAUCCAAGCACAGGAAAGGUCCAGUUAACCAGGGAUAUUGUCAAAAGGAAUAUUCAGAAAUGUAUCAGUAGAGGGGAGCUGCUGGUUUCCUUGUCCUACCACGUUGUGACACAACGAAUGAGUGUUGUUGUUCUCAAAGCAAAGCAUUUACCCAAAAUGGACAUCACUGGUCUCUCAGGUAAUCCUUAUGUCAAGGUCAAUGUGUAUUAUGGCAGAAAACGAAUAGCCAAAAAGAAGACCCAUGUCAAGAAGUGCACUUUGAACCCUGUCUUCAAUGAGUCCUUCAUUUAUGACAUCCCUGCAGAACUACUGCCUGAUAUCAGCAUCGAGUUCCAGGUCAUCGACUUUGACCGGACCACCAAAAAUGAAGUAGUGGGACGACUCAUCAUUGGAGCACACAGCAUCACAGCUAGUGGAGUAGAGCACUGGCGAGAGGUCUGUGAACAUCCAAGGCGGCAGAUAGCAAAAUGGCACAGCCUGAGUGAAUAUUAGGUAGGGGUGGGGGCUGGGCAAACAGGGAAUGGAAGUGUAAUAACCAAACUUAUUUCUUGGACUUGACUCUUAUUUAAACAACAUAACAUUUUCUUAAGAUCCAGCUGAUUCUUUAGUGACAUCUGAUUUUACAGGGCACUAAAAUUCUGCCAGUUAUCAAAUAAUAAGUAAAAAUGACACACAACAAAGAUGUACAGCAUAUUCACAUUUUUGCAUGCUUGAACGAAGUGGAUAUUAAUGUGAUGUCUACAACCUGCAAGCUCAACAUGAUCUGGAUUUUUUUACUGUUACUAUAGUGGCAAAUUAUGCCCCAUUUUCUUUGCUGGCUUUUUGUAAGCCUGGGCUUUUUGUCAUUAAGGAAGCUGCAAACUGUAGUCCCUAUGAUUUUUGUUUCACUGUUGCUAAAUACCAGACAGUUUUUGUUCCUCUGUCAUUGGAAAUGGACUUAGAAAUCUAGACAUCUGCUGCAAGUCUGGUAAAAUAAGCAAAUAAAAUGGUAGGUAAGUUAAGUAAAUGGUAAAUGGUAAAGGGUAUUGCUUUCAAAGUCUUUUGUUUGUCAUCACAACCUACAGCAUCCAAGCAAGCAGUCAUAAAUCAGUGUGCUGGUAGACGGGAUUGUAGGUAAUAGUAAAACACAAUUUAUCAUAGAAAGCAUAUAUGAAGCGUACAGUAGAUUAUAGGACUAAGCAAAGCAAGGUGCUACUUGAAGUACCAGGCAAUAUUUGUUAGCCAGUACUGUGGAGCCUCAUGUGCAUUGGAAGUGAUUUGGGAGAACACAGUUAGUCUCAUCUUUUAUGCCUCUACUGCCAUCAGAUAGGAGGAAGAAGAAGCAGAGAUGCUUCUACAUGUCCAUUUACUGAUAGUGGGUAUAUUGCUGUAUUGCAAUCAUUUUUGCUUGCCAACCCAACACAAAUCUAUUAUGAUUUCUAGUGGUAUGUAACAGAUUACGAGACCGGAUGAAAUGCUUGAUUCUGUAGUCCUAGGUAUGAGUCUGCUUAGUAUAUUUGUAUGUCAUUGACAGAUGACUACAGUUAAUCUCUCUCUCUCAGUUUUUAUGUGAUUUGCAUGGAGGGAAAUGGAUAUUUUUUAUGUAAAACAGGAGAAAGGUCACCUUACUAUGAUGGUAGAGACUCUGUCUUUAGCAGUCAUGCUGUAGAUUAUACUGUCCCACUACAGGCAUUCAGUGUAGCAGCAUAAAUGGAAAUGUCUGAAAUCAAGGGGGGACUGUAGGAAAGGCUUUUAAAGCCCAACAUGAAAGAAUUAUAAACAGCAUCUGUAAUACAGAACUAAACCAUACUGUAUGAAUAUAGUUUUAUCAUCCCUCCCUUCGAUUGUAAACUGGGUGUCACUUGCAAACUUAAGUAACAUAGGCCUGGGCUAAACCAUUCCAUCCCAUUGUAGCCCCUUCCUGUGUACACAAAAUGUUUUUGGAUGAGUACCACAUUUUCUCUCUCUCUUUCUUUUAGACGGUUAAUUUAUUGCUCAUAUUAUCAACGAACAAAAGUGUUGAUAGUGGCAUGCAAGUAAAACUGAACACUCCUGUUUCUUCCCAAAGUUCUGUGUAACUGUUCCUCCCUACUUACUUCUGUUCUUCAGUGCCCCCUUGUAUCAACCAUCUUGAAUUCUUGGACUUUAAUGCAUUAAAGUAUUCCCUACUACAAGGUAUUCCCUUGGGUCAAUCACCCCCUCCCCUCAUUAAAACAUUAUUCUUCUUUUCUGUACUAAAUGAGCCCCUUCAGUUAUCUCAAGUGGCUAUUAGGGUAGUGAAAUGAAUUUGGGUGAGUCACCUACAUGGCAGACAGUGGCAUCUGGCAUUUAACUUAAAAAUAAUGAUCUGUUAGUAACAGCAUUAUGUCUACAGGUUAAGAUACAUUGUAAUUACUGUUUUAUUGAACUUAUUGCUUUAACAUGAUAUCCUUGAAAUGCCUUAUAUCUGGUGAUUCCCCUUGAAGUACUGUAAUUGCGUUAUAUCUGGCUGAUCAUCCCUUUCACCCAUCAGUAUCACAAAACUUGUUAUACAAUCAAAAUCUUUCAUAGCUGUCCUCUUGUAAUAUUAGAAACAGAAAUCAGUUGGGAUGCACCCAUAAACAACUCCUCAGAAACACCUGUUCUUUUCUGGUUGCCGUAGCAUAUGUUUAGUAGUAUAAGAAUUCAUGUGAUACUGCUUUGUCUGAUUAGAAUCUGUUACUGAACUAUGAACAUAAACAACAUCAGAUUUCUCAGUUUAGGAAGGUUUCUUGUACAUACCCCCUCUCCUCUCAAACUACAUAUAACUCGCAUAAUUUUCCUGUAUCAUACACGAGGCUGGAGUAACCACAUGCAACUACAGAUUUGCUGGAUGCUUUAUUUUAAAGCAAUUGUAGCACUGAGAUAGGAUUAAUAAGAUUUGUAAUGUUUUAGGAAAAAGACAGUUAAAAAUUACCAUACCUACACCUACAUAUCCAUUUACAUCUGAUAAAGAUAUUAGAUGAGUUUAAGUUCAGCCACGUUUUUGUGUUUGUUUUUUUUUUGUUUGUUUUGUUCUUUAAAGCAGCAUAUAGUACUCAUGUCACACUGUAUGAACAGAUGAAAACUACUUGUAACGAAAAAAAUUUUGUUCUGCUAAUGUUCCCAUCACAGAACUGGGGUGAUAGGAUAGCAAAGUGUUGCAAGCACACAGUCACUUGUUUUGCAGAAACAAUUUGUUUGGAGGAGUUAAGCGGAAGGAGGCUGAUAUAAUAAAAUGAGUUUUGUUUGGAGACUACAAAUGACACUAAAUUUUCUUCACCAUUUUUCAUUAUCACUUGUCAAGCAAACACAUUCUCAAAAUACACAUCUAUACUUAAAAUCAAAAAAAGGCAGGAAUGACCUCAAAGACAAAGGCAAAAGGAAGUUAUUUGUAAGCUUAAGUAACCUUUCUGUGAGUCUCAGAUUUUGAUUUCUAAGAACUAAUGCUUUAUGUCCGUGAUCAUGAAAAUCAUAGACUUGACCUUACAACAGUUUACAUUAUUAGGGCUAUAAAAGUCUCAAGAAACUGUAACACCCUGUCUUGCCUUCUGUUAAUAGAUCUAGUAAAAACAAAGGGAAAUGCCCAGCAAGUCUCAAUGCCAAGUGGGGACUGGUAGAGUUUAUCAUGUAAAUCUUUAAAUAGACUGAGGGGGAACAAAAAAGAGUUGUGAUGUUAAGGCCUGUUGCAGUGUUUUAAAUACCCUGUAGGCAAGCAAUGAGGGUUGUGACAUUAAGUGCAGUGUUAAGAUGAAUCAAAAACUCUUGGUUGGGAUAGUGAUAUGUAUUAUUUGAUGGAUGUUUCUUUCUGGAGACAAGUGGAAGAAAAUCAUUGUUACAGAUAAGAUAGUGGUAAGGGAAGAAUGACAUUUUAUCAAAGAUCACGUUGUUUAUUUAACAUUAAAUGAAUAUUACGUGAACGCAAUUCCCCGAAGAUGCUUUGUUUGUUUGUUUGUUUAUUUAGCUAUCACUGUAUUUUAUUUUAUUUUUAAAUUGCAAGUUUAUAAUUGUCCAGAUACACAGAGACUGCUGCUAAGGGGUAGAACUGCCACAUCCAGCAAGAUAUAGAUAGGCAGUGCCUCAGGAUAAGUGGUACAUUUUCCAACGGUACAGUUGCUUUGAAGACAUAUUAAUAAUCUGAAAGAUUUGUGCAUGGCGGCAGUGGUAAGCACUGCUAUUUCUGUUUGUCUAAAGACAGAUCAGCAAAUUGACAACAAAAAAUAGUAAAAAAAUAGGAAAUCUGCUUAGAUAGAAAGCAAAUAACGAAGCUUCAGGUGACAGAAAAAAGGGGAACAGAAUUGCAUCGGUGGUCUUGGCCCAGGCAAAUAAAACCAUAAAUCAGAAUGGUUUGAAAAGAACAGAUAUCCUGAUGGUCUUUGAAAAUAAUAGAUAGCCUGAUGGUCUGGGAAUCAUUUCACUGACAGAAUUUUUUUCCUGCACUCUAAAAAGAGAGAGGCUUGUUUGGACACUUCUUAAUAUGAACGGUCCUCCAUUGGAACAUUUCUGUUGCAUCAAGUAAAACGCUUUUAAUUGCUUGCAUACAGACUUCCGACGAAGAGGAGUUCUGCAUCCAGAUUAAAGUCUCAGUUCACCAGCUGGAUAGCUAUUUUGCCAAGAACAGGUCGACUGACUUUUUCUUGCUACUUCUUUGGUUAUAAAAUAGGGUGGUAUUUGGAUUUAAGACUUAAUUACAUCUCCAAAUCUGUGUGAACGGUGCUAUUUAAUGAAAGAAACAAAAUCCUGCAAAUCAUUCCUUAACUUCUGAAAAGACAAGAUCUUCAAAUCAUAAAAAAUAGUUGGACAGUAGUAAUAACUGAGAUAGACAUGUAUUCAAUGGGUAGUUGAAAAGACCAGCUUGGAAUUGUUGCUUGGCAGGAAUCUCAUACAUUACUGACUUUAACAACAUAGCUGGAAGUCUCUCUCUCAAUCUCUCUCUGAAUUAAUGUAAAGUGGACAGCCUUUCUGUUAGCACAUGCUUGUGAAGUGAGGUUGGGUGAUGAGAUAUCUGAAUGGUCUGCAGUAUCUUAUAAUCUAAAUUAGCCAUGUUACUAUGUUUGUGUUUGGUUUAUGUCUGACUUGAACUGCUUCUGCUACAAUGGUCUAUAGGUAUACUGUCAUUUCUAAUCUUAUUGGUUGUCAUGCAAGUUGGCUGCAGUACAGGUCAACCUCAAAAACAAUGACAUUUGUUACUGUAGCACUGCUAACAAUGAAAUGUAUUUAGUGAGUAUUUGAAGAUUUUAAAAUAGUUGUAUAUUCACAUCAUUAUUAAGGCAUUAGGACUGAUACUAUGGAUUUGUGAAUGUUGUGGUUGUACUAUAGCUCUACAUAAUGUAAUAUAGAAAAUUCAACAGGGAAUCUUGACUGGUUGAGACAUCUUACUUUUGAUUAAGUCCCAGGAAACAAUUAUAUCAAAACAAUAAUCCUGACUAAUAGAAGUUUAAUAUUACAGGUCCAGUUUUUUUUGCCCUACAGUUCACUAUAUCAUUCAAAGUAAUGUUCUUAACUGGUCAAAAAGAAAGAUGUUAUUCUUUUCUUUUACCCAUUAGUAAUAAGCAUGAUUUUAAUAUACACAAACUGGCACAUCCCAUAAUUUAGCUAUACAUUGUUUUGUGGUUUGGAAUGUUAUGAGAGACUCACUUCAGAAUGCAUUACACAUUCUUCAUUUGACAUCAUACUUUACCACACAAUACAGAUCAGGUAAAGCUUUAAAUAUGUUUGCUAUUGGUAACAUAUUUUUAUAACAUUAAUAUAAAGUUAGGAUAGGCUGAAUACAACUGCCUAGCCAUUAAUUCCUCAUGUUCUGCAUUUUCUGCUUUAGCCAAAGAGUAUCAUAUUAGGGAGAAAUAGACAGGCAGUGCUAAAAUAAUGAAAGAGUACCACAGCGGAUUAGCAGAAUAUCAUUUUAGCCUUAAAAUCUUACCACUUCAUGGAAAAUGAUGCAAACCUUUUUUUUUGCAUUAACCCUCAUGUUCCUUACAACAUUUUCUGGUGUAACAUUGCCUUUUUAAAAGAAUACCACAUAAUCAGUCAGAACGUUCACUGUCAUAUACCAACUCCUACAGUCAGCACUUCACUUAAUUUGGGCCACAAAAUAUGCAAAUUUGACUCCUACGUGGACUGUGGUGGAGUGCGUUCCGUGUUGCUUCACUGGAACAGUGUACAUAUUGUACUAUAUCUGUGGAUUUUGUUUGUAUGAAAAAAUUAUUGUUAAAGCUAGAGAGAAUUUGAGUGCAGUUUCUAAGACUGUAUUCAGGAUCAGACUGGAAUAGACAGCCUCUGAUCAAAAACUGAUACAUGGGCCAACCCUGAAAUUCAUUAAAGAAAGCCCCAGGAUGAUAUCUUGCUUUAUUGUUCUUCAUAAAUUAAUGUAGUAGGCAUCUUUUUACAUGCUUAACCUUCAGUGCGCAGGGGAUACUUUUUAUUUGAAAUUAUAUAAAAAGGCCGAGAUUUUUAGAAGGUAUGGAAAUAUGCCUAACCAAAAGUGGUCCACCUUGAAGUGUUGUGUAUUUUUAAAGCAGUUUGGCAUUGACUACCACCUUAUGUUUUCAGUACUUUAUUGUAUAGAGAGACAGUUCUCUUGCUGAAUUUUUUUUUUAAUUUUCUGCCAAGUUUCCUGAUCAUGUCUAGACAUGAGGCAUCUCAGUUUAGCCUUUCAUGCUCAGAAUCCGGCCACCUUAACCCUUUCCUCCAUUCAGGAAGCUAGCAUCCAUAAACAGUUUACAAAAACAUCCUAUAGUUACAGGUGUGCUAUAAAAUCAAUCAGAAUUACUUUCUCUUUUUGACAAUAUCUGCAUUUCAGGUUUAACAAUGAAUUCAACUGCAGCUAAAGUGCUAUGCAAUGAAACCAUGGAGCUUGUGCUACUGUCUUCUUUUUGACUGUCAUAUUUUUUUCUGCUACCUGAUCAUAUCUUUAUCCAUGACUGAGGAAUAGCAGUGUUGAUGAGAAUGUUAACAUUCCUAUCUGCUGACAGAGAUGCUUUAAGGUGAAGGUAUUUAUUUGCACCAGGUAAGCUAUACCCCCAGGAAGCACAACAGAUCAUUGCCAGGGAAUAGUCUUUUGACAACAUCCAAGCUGUGAAAUCCAAAGUCAAUUUGGCUUUAUGGAAAUCAGAUCUGUGUGGCUGCUAUGAUCUUUAGUUAUCUGUUAUGGACUGUAUUUUUGUGCAUUGCCAAGGUACAGCUGAACAAUUUCUUUUCCAUGGCAGAGAUUUUUAAAAAUAGUCAAAGGCUAGGCAUCACAUAUAAAUGUCCUUAAGCCAUACCUUUGUUUUCUAUCUGUGCAGAGUCUUUAACAUCAGUGUUGCUAGACUGAUGCUUUCUUGAAGGCUGCAUGGAAUUAAUUUAUAGGCAAGUACUAGGCUGUCAGUAUGCAGACUAUUACAAGCAUAGCUAGUAACCAGAGGUCAGAAUCAAACCCUAUAUCUUGAAUCUGUGAGGUAAAGACCUUAACUAUUAAGCCAGUUCCGCACCCUAAUUUGUUGUUGUUGCCUGUUUCAUUUAUUUUGAAAUAGAAAAUUAAAUAUCUCAAUUUAUAGGAAUGGUUGAGUCAGUGGUUGAACUGGAGCUGGACUCUAUAAUAUGAUUUCAUAAACUAUUCUAAGAUUUUGGCAUAAAUAAUAAGUCUUUUCAGUUUAUGAUACUUUUAAUGUUUUCAGAUUGUGCUUCAGAAUCAGACCUUUUUAAAGUAUGUUUUAAUUCUACUGAAAUGUUUUUGGGCAUAAUCUACCCCAGUUGAUAUUUAAUUGUUCAGGUUUUAUUAAUUAAAUCUGCAGGAUCUGCUUUGUAAUAUGCAGAGCAAGAGUUCAGUGAUGCUAUAAUGCACAUUUAAAAUAUGUGACAUGGUAGACAGCUAUGAUGGCCUCUAACAUAUGGAAGAACACUGCUGUCUCUAGAGGGAAAGUGGCUCUGGAUGAAAAGUGCUCAUUUACAGUGGAUGUAGUCCCAGCUGUUAAUCAAGGAAUGGCAUUUACAUCAAUUGAAAAUUCAGCUAAUCUCUUUCAUUUCCAUAGGACUUCUAAUCUUAUGCGGCACUGGGUUGGGGACAAGAGCAGUACAUGGGAGAUGAAGUUGCAUAAGAGAACACAAAGCCACCAUGGUGAUUAUUUUGCCCCACUGCUCAGCAAUUAGAGCAUGAUGAUGGCAUUAGAAUCACUGUGCUCUGUGUUUAGUAACAGCAAACCAAUAUGGCAUGGAAACUGAAUGGUAAAACUCAUCUUGUGUUUAUAGCCACAUGUGUUCAUAGCCUGAAGGUGAAUGUGUGAGUGGAAUGGGGUGGGUGUAAGAUUUGAAAUGAGAGCACAGAUCUAGCUGCUUUAACAAUUCUCAAUCCAUGAAUUCAUCAAUUGAGUGAAAUAGCCCAACAAUCAGUUGCUUGUUUCUCAAAACAAUGUGGGUGGCUGGAUACAUCUGUCUGCAGCAUUGUUUAAUCUGUUGUGAAAUACAAAUCAUCAGUUUCUAGCAAACUUAUAGCAUGUACUUAAAAAUACUCCCCUAUUCAGCCAUUCAUGAAAACUGGUCUAGAUGAAAUAGAUAAACCUCAUCUAUUACCCUGAAUGCUGCUGACCGCUAUGCCAUAUAAGUUUUCUUUAUCUACCAAUAUUUCCUUUCUGGCAACCAGAUGAAUAUCAUGGUAGCAGUCCUUGUCAAGGAGUAAUACAGAGGUGAAGCAGUAGAAAUGUAUUUGAUGGUACCUCAGUGAAUGGAGUAAGCCUCAUAUCCACAAAGAAAAUGCUGUUCAUCAUCAAGCAGACAGCAGUAAAUGUGAUGCUAAUUUGUGGGUCACUUACAGAAACCUGUGUGUGGGCAUGCGGAUUGUAAGGAUAGUGUUUUUACUAGCCUGGUGUUUCAUCUCUGCUGUAGCCUGCAACACUUCCUGCACUAUUAGCUACAGUUAAAUAUUCAACUCAUCAUUAGCAAUUGUUUCUUCAUUUAGAAACACAUUUACACAUGCCUUGUUCUAAAUUAAAUGUGACUAAUAUACCAUCAAUCACAUUCGCCAAAUUAAUAAUUCACUGUUCUGGUUAUACUAAUUUCCUCUUUGCACAGUUAUGCCUUCUACUUAACUGCUAGACUGCUACAUCUCUUUGCAUUUCUACAUCUUGCAAGUCUUCUGUCUGCUGUUACUUCCUUUACAGUACUGUCAGCAUUUCAUUUUGUUCAUAUUGUACUGCUGUAUCAAGCAUUCCUGCUAUUUAACCAAAUAAAAUGAGCACACUAAAAGCAGCUAAGCAAAAAAAGGAGUUAGCCCUGAGUUUUUGAAUGCACUGAAUAAUAAUGGCUAUCUGACCCCCGUGGGUACAUUUUAUUUUUACACUGCGGAAAUUUAAUGAAAGUAAUGCAUAAUCAUAAUAAUAUUUAUUUUUAAAUAAAUGUGAGUAGCUGAUUCACAGUAGUAUGGGCAAUGCUGCCUGCUUACUUCUUUGUCCUGCUUCUGUGAAACACAUUAGCCCGGAUUCAUAAAGGUGGCCACGAAGAGUGCACUAUUUGUACACUUAGUGUAUGCUUUCUGAGUGAAUAAACAGCACAAGCAUUGUGUGGUACGACUGUUCUUGAAUUGAGAAAAUGCAUACAAAGUGUUUACAUAGUACACACUUUAUGGUAAGAAUCUGUCCUGUUAUCUAUUCCUCAGCCUUGAACCAGCACUGACCUGAACUGAAACAUUCAAAGGUCUUAACUGCCUUGGACCUAUUAUGCACAUUGUUGAAUGUAUGUGGGGGGGGGGGGGGAUCCCUACAGCUCUUUUUAAAUGUUUGGCUCCCAAAUGCCUGCAGCUGAAGUACUGUCCUGCAAUCCAGUGGCUGACUGCCCUAUGCAGUUUAAUGUAUUCACACUGGGACUUACAUAGAUAUAGUACAUAAAUUUGUAUGUUGCUGUGUAAUGAGUCUACAGUGAAAAACACAACAAACAUGUACACCAGGGAUUAUCACACAUACAUUCUCUUGCAUGGUGAGGUAAAUUGAUUAGCUUGGCUAACCACUACUUUCACUUAAUGUUGCUGUAUAUCUUGGCUUCAGUUCCUUCAGUUCAUCCGGUUAAUACAUGGCCCAGAUGGCAGAAUCUCCUGUAAAGUGUUGAACCUUUUGUUUGAUAUUAUAUUCUAAUAAUGUAAACUGAGCUGGGGCACUAAUAUGAAAAAGGCAAAAAAAUUAAAAAAAAACACUUCAUGUCAAAAACUGAGAUGUGUAAAGCUGCCUAAUGCCAUAAACGUCUAUGCUAAUAUAUUAUAAUACUGUUGCUAUCUUGUAUGUUGAAUUUGUUAACACACAUUGGACGUGAAAAAUAAAGAUGGGUACCACAAACA
Protopterus annectens (West African lungfish) is the source of this 11266-nucleotide messenger RNA. It is a transcript of the gene SYT11, whose product is annotated as synaptotagmin 11. The record is from RefSeq and is a predicted model, not a curated record. Gene Ontology annotation, biological process: calcium-ion regulated exocytosis; regulation of calcium ion-dependent exocytosis; cellular response to calcium ion. Gene Ontology annotation, molecular function: calcium ion binding; calcium-dependent phospholipid binding; SNARE binding. Gene Ontology annotation, cellular component: synapse; membrane; axon. The transcript is spliced from 4 exons. Lineage: Eukaryota; Metazoa; Chordata; Ceratodontiformes; Protopteridae. The coding region runs from base 196 to 1482 and encodes 428 amino acids.